This is a messenger RNA of Aspergillus wentii DTO 134E9, 2631 nucleotides long. RefSeq names its product putative SNF2 family helicase/ATPase PasG. The transcript has 4 exons. Gene Ontology annotation, biological process: pericentric heterochromatin formation; DNA methylation-dependent constitutive heterochromatin formation; negative regulation of gene expression via chromosomal CpG island methylation. NCBI's taxonomy places the organism in Eukaryota, Fungi, Ascomycota, Eurotiomycetes, Eurotiales, Aspergillaceae. Gene Ontology annotation, cellular component: nucleus; pericentric heterochromatin. The record is from RefSeq and is a predicted model, not a curated record. Bases 1 to 2631 code for a protein of 876 amino acids. Gene Ontology annotation, molecular function: ATP binding; ATP-dependent chromatin remodeler activity; chromatin binding.
AUGUCGAACCCAGAAACCCCCAUUACCCCCACAGACUCCCAGGGCGAUAAUCCCCUGCGUCAGGAGUCCACGCUUCCAUCUUCUCCGAACUCGUCGAAUACUGUUGAUCAGGAUACCAAGGUGUCGCCUGAGGAUUUAAAAGAGAAAGAGAAAGCUAUGAUGGAAGAUCCAGAGAACAUGGAUGCUAAGGCCAAGGCGCUGAUGCAUUUGCUGAACACGAGUGAAGUCUUCGUGGCUAUCAUGGCGGACAAGAUGAAGAAACAGCAGGAGGAAGCGAAACUAGAAGCGGCCAGACAACAGCAACAGAAGCCAACCGAGGUGAAAAAGAAACACGAUACGGCUGAUAAACGUGAAACAAGAUCGAGUGCAAGAACCCAGCCGGAGCAACCCACAUCAGUCGGCAGUACGAAGUCAGUAAAGUCCAAGAGAGGCCGUCCCAAGAAAUCGACCGCCCCUGGGAAUUCCAUUUCGAGUUACUUCCAAAAGGCAGAUGUGGAGGUUGCCGAUGAUAAGCCUACGGUUCAGGAGGCUUUGGAGCAUGCCGCGGAUGAGUUUGAAGCUAACCCCACUGCACUUGGUGAGCAGGAGCUUGUUGCUACGCAGCAGCCUGGCCUGGUGACUGGCGGAAAGAUGAGAAAGUACCAGUUGGAGGGGCUGGAGUGGCUCAAGUCCCUUUGGAUGAAUGGCCUGUGUGGAAUUCUGGCAGAUGAGAUGGGACUUGGAAAAACUGUACAAGCCAUCUCGAUGAUUGCUUUUUUCAAGGAGAAGAAUAUCCCCGGGCCCUUUUUGAUCGCGGCGCCAUUGAGCACAGUGAGCAACUGGGUAGACGAGUUCCGGAGAUGGACGCCCGAUAUCGAGACCGUUCUGUAUCAUGGAAACAAGAACGAUCGUGCAGCCAUCAGAAAGAAUUUCAUGAAGCAGCAGAAUCAGAGGGAUAUGGACUUCCCGGUCGUUUGUACCUCUUAUGAGAUUUGUAUGAACGACCGAAAGUUCCUUUCGCAGUACCAGUGGAAAUAUAUUGUCGUGGACGAAGGACACCGUCUGAAGAAUAUGAAUUGCCGACUUAUCAAAGAGCUGCUCAACUACAACUCGGCAAACCGACUUCUCAUCACCGGCACUCCUUUGCAGAAUAACAUUACAGAACUGUGGUCUUUGUUGCAUUUCCUCCUCCCGGAAAUAUUCAAUGACCUCAGCAGCUUUCAGAAUUGGUUUGAUUUCUCCGAGGUUCUGGAUAACAAUGGCCAAGCGGAAUUUGUCGAGCGCCGAAAGCGCAGUCUGGUCUCUACUAUGCACUCAAUCCUGAAACCGUUCCUCCUACGGCGAGUCAAGACCGACGUCGAGGACACACUGCCCAAGAAACGAGAGUAUAUCCUCUAUGCACCCCUCACUGGAGAGCAGAAAGACCUCUACCGUGAAAUUCUCAACGGCACUGGUCGUCAGUACCUCGAAGGCAAGGCUUGCGAAAGACUCAUGGCCAAGAAUGGAAAGACAACACGGUCAGAAAGCCUAAAGCGCAGCGCUGAUAGCAGUGAACUGUCAACUCCAAACAAGAGUCUCAAGUCAAGUCGUUCUUCUACUCCUGCCACUGGCACCGGGUCCACUCGCAGACGAAAGACUCAGAAUUACAAGGAACUCAGUGACCGCGAGUUUAAUUCCAAGCUGCGUGACCUCGAGCUGGGUGUUGAAGAGGAGGAGGAAAGCGAAGGACCUGGUGAAACAGAACAGGAGGAAAUCGAAAAAGCACAAACAAUCAAGCUUGCUAAAAAAGAAAUAUCUCAAAAGAAACUACAAAACCCUGUGAUGCAGGCCCGUUUGGCUUGCAACUCCCCGCAUAACUUUUAUUGGCCGUGGGGUGACGAUCCAAAUGCGAUCGACGAAACCCUGGUCACUGCUUCUGGCAAGAUGCUUCUACUGGAUCGACUGGUCUCUUGCCUCCUGAAAAAGGGACAUAAGAUCCUUAUCUUCUCCCAGUUCAAAACUCAACUAGACAUCCUCCAAGACUGGGCCACACUGCUCCGAUCCUGGCACUGCUGCCGAAUCGACGGCGCAAUCAGCCAGACCGAUCGGCAAGCUCAGAUCAAGGCGUUCAACACUGACCCCAAGCACAAGCUGUUCUUGCUGAGUACCCGCGCAGGCGGGCAGGGCAUCAACCUCGUUGCCGCCGACACGGUCAUCCUGUACGAUUCAGACUGGAACCCGCAGCAAGAUUUACAGGCCCAGGACCGCGCUCAUCGCAUUGGACAGACGAAGCCAGUCAUCGUGUACCGUCUCGCGACCAAGGGUACCGUGGAGCAAACACUCUUGGAGAAAGCCGAUUCGAAGCGUCGUCUUGAAAGACUGGUCAUCCAGAAGGGCAAGUUCAAGAGUCUUCUCGACUCAGGUUCCAGCAUGAACCAGAACGACGUCGAUGACCUUAAGAAGGCGCUUGGUGAAGAUGACUUUGAACGCUUUGAAACAGGCGCCGACCCCAGUGCUCUUCUAUCGCAGAAGGAUCUGGACAUCCUGACUGACCGCAGUGAGGAGGCGUAUGUUCGUGCUGAGAAGGGUCUAGACCAGACCGGACGGGCAUUCAAGGCUGUAGAGACCAAGCGUGAAGGAAAUGGCAUCAUGGCUGAGAUCAGUGGAAACUGA